GCAAUCACAAUGGGCGUCCGAGCAUUUCACACCUGCUGUAUGUUGCUGUCUCUAUUUUCAGGAGAGAGCUGUGGUCAAACCAUAUAUGGUACGGUAGGAGAAGAUGUGUACCUACAUCUGCGGGAGACAAACGGAAGGUCUUUCCAUGAUAUUCAGUGGAGCUAUCAAAAUAAACUCCUGGCCAAGACAGAAUCUUCAAUUAAAUCAUUUGCAGAGGUUGUCAGUAAUGGCACGCUCAAACUGCACACUGUCAGGAGAAACUAUAGUGGAGUUUAUACUGCUAAAGCCUAUGAUGACCAGGGCAUCUUCACAUUUAAUGAGAGCUCUUACUUAUUUGUAAUGGAUCCUCCAGUGAUAGAGCUUGUUCUCUGCACACAGGAAGUGUCUGUGUUUCACUGUGUGGGAGAAAAUGGGCCCGAUGCCGUGUACGAGUGGAGGGUCAGUAUCCAGAACCAGGGACAUCGGACCGUCUCCAAUCACACUGGGAAAUAUCUGGCUCUGAAAUAUUCAUCCGGAAACAUCUCCUGUACUCUGAAAAUCGGCAACUUCAACAGUCAGAGUGAGACGUAUUCUCUCUUCUGCAAAGAGUCAGGUCUGUCUGGUCCAGAACUGAAGUGGUGUGUCAGUAUGGAGGUCCUUGUCAUGCUGGGCCUUCUGUGCUUCAUGAUGUGUGGAAUUUCAGUCGCUGUACAAAUAUGCCUCAAGCAACGGAAUUCAAAUGUGACAUCUGAGGCACGCAGUCUCUCUGUUGAGAUGGCCCAGGACGAUGGAAUUGUGUACAGUGAAGUCAGAGUUGGAAAACAACGCAAGUAAAUUUGGUUUCCCUUUUAAUAAAUCACUCACUGUGAGUCCAUUUCAGAAAACAAUAAAGUAUUUUAUUUUAGUAACAAUUGUAAUAUCUCGAAACCUGUAAUCCUGUGAUUUUAAUAUUCUUAAGAAAAGGGCACUUAUAAAACUUUGAUGUGUUUGUGUUUGUCUGUAAAAUGUACAUACUGUAAGCACGUGUCUGCUCUAGUAUUUUCGGAGAACAAGGGGCAAAGACUGUGAGUGUGUUUUUUAAAAUAAACAUUAAAGAAACAUUUUUUCAUGACAAUUUUAUGAUCAUCUGGCUUUGUGUUGGAGAGUUAUAUUAUUAAUUGCUAUGAAUAUUUCAGAAAGGUUAUACCUGUAAUUGUAUACCUGUGUUGAUUUAAAUUAUUAAUACUGUAUAAUUUGUUCAAAGUAAAAAGGACUCAAACCUGCUGGGGAAAUGAUAGAACAUUGAGUCUUAAAAAUGAGGAGGAAUUACAAACUGACAUCAGAGCUGUUAAUCCUCAAAACAUCCGACAUCCCCCGAUAUCCCUCUUGU
This is a messenger RNA of Conger conger (European conger), 1348 nucleotides long. RefSeq names its product T-cell surface antigen CD2-like. NCBI's taxonomy places the organism in Eukaryota, Metazoa, Chordata, Actinopteri, Anguilliformes, Congridae. The transcript is spliced from 5 exons. The coding region runs from base 10 to 813 and encodes 267 amino acids. The record is from RefSeq and is a predicted model, not a curated record.